Sinocyclocheilus anshuiensis is the source of this 1653-nucleotide messenger RNA. RefSeq names its product CTD (carboxy-terminal domain, RNA polymerase II, polypeptide A) small phosphatase like 2b (gene ctdspl2b). The record is from RefSeq and is a predicted model, not a curated record. Lineage: Eukaryota; Metazoa; Chordata; Actinopteri; Cypriniformes; Cyprinidae. Gene Ontology annotation, molecular function: phosphatase activity. The transcript is spliced from 13 exons. The coding region runs from base 257 to 1639 and encodes 460 amino acids.
UACUCGGAACAACAGAAAGGGGGUGUGGGAUGCGCACCGCAGGACGCAUGCUCGCUCUUCUUCAUCCGGGUACCUGCCGUUGACUGUGUGGGUACGGAGGCGGGAAAUGGCGUCCAGAGGUGCGGGGAGGACAGAGGUGAACCUCGCCUGAAGAGGCACGCAAAAAAACAGCAAGCGUCAGCAGCCCUGAAAACGACCGUGAUCCUGCGACUCAAUCCCCGGAGAUUCGUCCAUCUUACAUGUGACUCUUAACAAAAUGAAGCUGAGAAUGCGCAAGGCUUCUCAGCAGCCAAACCUCGCCCGCAGUCCCAGCCCGGCCCGGACCAAGCGGAAGCACUCCGAGAUGGAGGAGUGCUCAGGUGAUAGCAAGGGCCUUCUGUCCAGCAUCAAGAAGUUCAUCCAUGGAAGUUCCAUAAAGGUGGAGACGGACAACCCAGCAAAGAGGAAUCGUCUGAGCUGCGAGCUGAUCACCUCCACCCCACAGAGGAAAAAUGACUUGCAGAGGAAAAGCAUCUACAGGGCCCGCAGAAGAAGCUUUGUCAAUGAAGAAACCACAAACCAUGACACGAGUAAGCCUAACGGGAAGUUGGAGGACUCUGAGGAGGUUGUGAGCAGUCCACCCCGCACCACCCUGCUUGGAACCAUCUUCUCUCCUGUCUUCAAUUUCUUCUCAACAGCAAAUAAAAAUGCCUCGGAUUCCCCAGGCCAGGUGGUGGAGGCAGAAGAGAUUGUGAAGCAGCUAGAAAUGGAGCAAGUAGAAGAGAUGGCCACCAGUACUGCCACAUCUAAAGAGCCCCUAAGUGUCCCUCUCUACACCAGUGCCAUGCCCUCGGCCUUCAGACCUCCACCCUCCACUCAUACACCUGCAGAGGAGAGUGUAAACACCCCCCACUCUGACCUGCCUCCUCUUACAGCUCCUGGCUCUCCUGCAACAGGUGGUUAUGUGGACGCCUCUCUCACUGUCCCAGCUGAAGGAUCAUAUGAAGAGGAGUGGGAAGUGUUUGACCCGUAUUUUUUCAUCAAACAUGUACCUCCACUAACAGAAGAGCAGCAAACUCGCAAACCUGCACUCCCUCUGAAGACUCGCAGCACUCCCGAGUUCUCCCUGGUGCUUGACUUGGAUGAAACCCUUGUCCAUUGUAGCUUGAAUGAGCUGGAUGAUGCAGCACUAACCUUUCCUGUACUCUUCCAAGAUGUCAUAUACCAGGUUUAUGUGCGAUUGAGGCCAUUUUUCAGAGAGUUCCUUGAACGCAUGUCACAGAUUUAUGAGAUCAUUCUCUUCACUGCCUCAAAGAAAGUUUAUGCAGACAAGUUGCUGAACAUUCUCGAUCCGAGGAAACAGCUGGUGCGGCACCGAUUAUUUCGUGAGCACUGUGUAUGUGUGCAAGGAAACUACAUUAAGGAUCUGAAUAUCCUUGGACGGGAUCUGUCCAAGACUAUAAUUAUUGAUAACUCACCACAAGCCUUUGCUUAUCAGCUUUCCAAUGGGAUCCCAAUUGAAAGCUGGUUUAUGGACAAGAAUGACAGCGAACUUCUGAAGCUGGUACCUUUCUUGGAGAAACUGGUGGAAUUGAAUGAGGAUGUGCGGCCACAUGUUCGCGAGCAGUUUCGGCUUCAUGACCUCCUUCCCCCUGACUGAGCGCACAGAGUGGG